GGAAUGUGUGGUGCUCUUGCUUAGACUUGGAAGAAGAUCCAUCUCCACAGUCUAAUCAAGAAUUUAUCAAACAGUGACUUUCCCUGGUGACCUUUAGAAUCCUCUCACAGGACAAACAGUGCAGUGACCUGUAGGGAUUCACUACAGUCAUGGCUUCAACUUCCUCCACACCCCUGUCAAUCUCCUCAUCAUCAAGCCUUAUUGAUGCCAAGGCUUCUCGCCAAUCAGCAGUUGCAUCGCCACAGUGUGUGAGCCUCCCUACACUCCCCCCUCCUCCUGUCCAGCCUCAAAACCGCCCCUGGAAAGCCGCUGCUUAUUGUCGAAAGAUCGCUCGCAAUGUUAUGACUAUGGCUACAGGAGAGGCCCCAGUAGCAGUCGCUUCAACUGAGCUUCCAGAGAUUGUCAAGACAGUUCAAGAAGCUUGGGAUAAAGUUGAAGACAAAUAUGCAGUGAGUUCAGUUGUAGUAGCUGGUGGAGUUGCACUUUGGGGCUCGGCUGGGUUUAUCUCGGCAAUUGAGAGACUUCCUUUGAUUCCUGGGGUUCUCGAGCUUGCUGGAAUUGGCUACACUGGAUGGUUUGCAUACAAGAAUCUGGUUUUCAAACCUGACAGGGAAGCUUUGAUUGCAAAAAUAAAAGACACAUACAAGGAAGUAAUUGGUAGCAGCUAAAGGAAGCCAGUUGAAACACUGCUGCAAUGAGAUGAACUUUCGGUUUUCUCAAAAAGAAAAAAGGAAUCAUGCCGCUUUGUGCAUGAACAUGUUGCCUUGCUUCAUUUUGUUUACAUAAGCUUCUAACCAGAGUAAAUCCAUGUAAUGUACCUUUAUCUUGAAGAUACAUGUAAUUAAAUAUUUUGCUUCCUCGCCCUUGGAAUUGGUUAUGCCCAUAAUAUUCACCUUCUAUGUGGAAGGUCUAGAGCAGCUAUGUUUAUCUAA
Messenger RNA from Populus nigra (black poplar), 932 nucleotides. RefSeq names its product protein CURVATURE THYLAKOID 1B, chloroplastic-like. The record is from RefSeq and is a predicted model, not a curated record. The transcript has 6 exons. Lineage: Eukaryota; Viridiplantae; Streptophyta; Magnoliopsida; Malpighiales; Salicaceae. Gene Ontology annotation, cellular component: chloroplast thylakoid membrane; thylakoid. The coding region runs from base 150 to 668 and encodes 172 amino acids.